This is a messenger RNA of Staurois parvus, 1394 nucleotides long. Lineage: Eukaryota; Metazoa; Chordata; Amphibia; Anura; Ranidae. The record is from the annotation of a GenBank genome assembly.
AGGAGAUCAGGGAACAUGAACCAGCAGCUGUGGGCAAUACAAGCUCUUCAGAUGACAUGUCGCCAGCACCUGGAGCAGAAAUGGAAUCAUUGAUAAUGGAGCCAGAUAAAUCGGGGUGUAAAGAUUCGGGAGAGAAGGACAACAUGGUGGAAAAUCCCAGCGAAACUGCCAUUGAGGCUGCAGUCAUCCAGUCUGAUUCGCCACAAGAUUCGGGUAACCCCAAGGAUGGAAAAUUGCCCCAGCCAGAAAAAGAAUCGGCCGGAGAGAGUAAAAUGUCCUCUUCAGAAGUGGUUGAAACUUCACCAUCCAUUAAAAUGAACUCACAAUGUGCAGAAGACAACCACACUUCUAACAACAACAAAGAGUUGGAGACUGAAUUCCUGCGUCUGUCUCUGGGGUUCAAGUGUGACAUUUUCACUCUGGAUAAACGCCUGCGUUUGGAGGAAAGAUCUCGCGAUUUGGCGGAGGAGAAUCUGAGGAAGGAGCUUGCCAGCUGUAAAAAGCUCCUGGAGGCCUUGAUUCCACUGUGCGAGGACGAUAACCAGACAAAUGAGAUUGUCAAGAAGCUGGAGAAGAGUUUGCAAUUUCUGAGUCAGCACACGGCACGUGUGGCCAGCCGAGCAGAGAUGUUGGGGGCCAUUCACCAGGAAAGUCGGGUUAGUAAAGCGGUAGAGGUGAUGAUUCAGCAUGUUGAAAACCUAAAACGCAUGUAUGCCACGGAACACGCUGAACUGGAGGAGCUCCGGGAGGCCAUGCAACAGAGCGACCGCAGCAGCUGUACUACAGACAGAGAUGAUUCCUUAAAGUUAGCAUCAUCGCUUGCUAGUAAGGUCUCCCCUGCCAGGAGGGUCAGUAUGCCAGCAUACACAAGAGGAAUUGGCACCACCUCUGCCAUGGACAUCUUUGGAGGAGACAAGCUGGAUAACAAGAUGCACAGGAGAUCAAACAGCUGGAAGUUGGUGGGUUCCCGACAGAACGACGGUCGCCCCACUCUGCAGAGGUUUAUGGAUAAUUAUACACGCCCAGAGCAAGCGGAGGAGAAUUCGAUUAAAGAGGAUGAGCCCAACACUGAAUUAGUGGAAGAAAUAAAAGAAGAGAGAGUCCGGAAAUUCAGCUUAAAAACGCCAUGCCCCACCAAGCCUGAAUCCAAAUACAGCCGCGUUUGGUCCUGGACGUCUAACAUGAGGCAAUCGAUAACCAACAUCAACAAACCACUGGUGAUCUGUAUUGUAGCUGCAUUUUUUAUUUGUGACACUUGCUGGUUUCCUGACAGGCCUGUCCUUCCACAGACCGGUAGAAGGAGCCCCUGUUGGUCCUGGUGUCUCGUGGACUUCCAUCCAGCAGUUACUGUGGCCAUACACCGGGCUCCGGCACAAUGGGCCCCCUCCAGUAUG